CUUCAGAUCUCUUUAAGGUUGUAAAGAAGUUUUGAGCAGCUGCAGCUUUUACUAAGGUGACCAACCCAAAAUCCUGUAUGGAGUUGGGGUUGUUUAAUGGGCAAAUUGGUUCAGUUGCAAGGAUUUCCAAAUGCAGAAUAGAAUCUGAAGUGGUACUACCUCUCAAGGUAAUGGAGCUGAUCUCUCCAGACUAGCUUUUCCAGAAACCUCUACAGGGAUGUAAUUGGUGCUGGAGGUAGAAAGAUGGGAAGUGCACACACAACAAUUUGUCUUUCAAAGAGACAGCAGCAAUGAAAGCCAGCUCUUACUCUGUGUCUCUGGGAGUGCCGGCAAUCAGCAGUUGCUACUAUCAGUGAGCUCAAGAUGUGUGACUCAGCUUACAGCAAACUAUACCUUCAACAGCAAUGGAAAGUAAUGAAUGGAAAUUAAUACAUGCCCUUGAGCCUUCAGGGAGUGUCAGCAAAUCCUAUACACCUGAGCCUGUGGGAUUUUCUACCCAGAAAGAGAGAUACAGGCAAGUGAAAGAAACUGAUAACAUUGCAAUUACUAUGGAAAAGUGGCAGGAAUCCAUUUCAAUGGCCAGAAGAGAAAUUUGGAUGAAGUGAACUAACCAAGUUGCCGUCAUGAGCAGGAGCAAGCGUGACAACAAUUUCUACAGUGUUGAAAUUGGAGACUCUACUUUCACUGUAUUGAAGCGGUAUCAGAAUUUAAAACCAAUAGGAUCAGGAGCACAAGGGAUAGUAUGUGCAGCUUAUGAUGCCAUCCUUGAGAGGAAUGUUGCAAUCAAGAAGUUAAGCCGACCGUUUCAGAACCAAACCCAUGCUAAAAGAGCCUACAGAGAGCUUGUUCUUAUGAAGUGUGUUAAUCACAAAAAUAUAAUCGGCCUACUGAAUGUGUUCACACCACAAAAAUCCCUGGAAGAGUUUCAAGAUGUCUACAUAGUGAUGGAGCUCAUGGAUGCAAAUCUCUGCCAAGUGAUUCAGAUGGAGCUAGACCAUGAACGAAUGUCCUAUCUUCUUUAUCAAAUGCUGUGUGGUAUCAAACAUCUUCAUUCAGCUGGGAUUAUUCAUAGGGAUUUAAAGCCCAGUAAUAUAGUAGUAAAGUCAGACUGCACUUUGAAGAUUCUUGACUUUGGACUGGCCAGAACUGCAGGAACUAGUUUUAUGAUGACGCCUUAUGUAGUGACUCGUUACUACAGAGCACCAGAGGUCAUCCUAGGGAUGGGAUACAAAGAAAACGUGGAUUUAUGGUCUGUGGGGUGCAUUAUGGGCGAAAUGGUUUGCCACAAAAUCCUCUUUCCAGGAAGGGACUAUAUUGAUCAAUGGAAUAAAGUUAUAGAGCAGCUAGGAACACCAUGCCCUGAAUUUAUGAAGAAAUUACAGCCUACAGUCCGAACUUAUGUGGAGAACAGACCUAAAUAUGCUGGUUAUAGUUUUGAAAAACUCUUUCCAGAUGUCCUUUUCCCAGCUGACUCCGAACACAAUAAACUUAAAGCAAGUCAAGCAAGAGAUUUGUUAUCAAAAAUGCUGGUUAUAGAUGCUUCUAAAAGAAUCUCUGUGGAUGAGGCCCUGCAGCACCCAUACAUCAAUGUUUGGUAUGAUCCAUCAGAAGCAGAAGCUCCUCCACCAAAGAUACCCGAUAAGCAGUUAGAUGAGAGGGAGCACACGAUAGAAGAGUGGAAAGAGUUGAUAUACAAAGAAGUCAUGGACCUGGAGGAGAGAACCAAGAAUGGGGUUAUACGUGGCCAACCAGCCCCUUUAGGUGCAGCAAUGAUCAAUGGCUCUCAACACCCAUCCUCAUCGUCAUCUGUCAACGAUGUGUCUUCAAUGUCAACAGAUCCAACAUUGGCCUCUGAUACAGACAGCAGUCUAGAAACCUCAGCUGGACCUCUGGGUUGCUGUAGAUGACUACUUGGUCUUUUGGGGGGUGGGAGGGGGGGUCCUUUUAGUCAUUAAUAGGGCACUUUUAAAAUAUGGUGGUAUUUUUGAGUGUUUUUUCAAAAAUAAUCAUGGAAUUCAUCAUAAAGUGCUGUAAUUUCAAACUGUAAGUUGUGUUAUAAGCAGCCACUUUUUUGCUGUAAUUAACUGUAAAAUAUUAAACCUGGUAAUUUUUAUUGUGGUUUUAAAAUCUGCAUAUUUGCUUUACUAUUAUGCUGCUGAUCUUUUUUUACUGAAUUUGUAAGAUUUGUUUUAUCAAAGCACAUAUUAAUGUCGUGGUCAUUACCAUAUGAUGAAUUAUUUAAGAUUUUAUAGGUUUUCAAUUUUUUAAUUAGGAUUUAUUCCAGAUGUUUUGUUCAUGAUAUCCUUCAAAGUUUUAUGCUUGGUCAUACAUCCGUGUCCAGGUGGAGGGGGAGAGAAUUCAGUGCAGCCAGCUGUAGUUUCAGGCGUACUACUGUGGUGCUGGGUAGUGAACAAAAUCCUCUUUUAUUUUGGCCACUUGCCUAUAAUACUUCAGCAAAAGCAACAAUUAGUGGGUUGGGUUUUUUUUUAGAUAAACAGAAAAAAUCCUUUGCAAAGUUACAUAAUCUCAAUGGGUUUAUGAACUUAAGAGAAAGCAAAUCGUAUCUUCAAAGAUGCAGAAAUAUCCAGCCUAGCACAGUAAUGUGAUGUUUUCUGCGGAGUUGUGGCAUGCCAAAUCUUGUGAUCACCAUAAAACGUGAGGAUACUUCAUGAAUAAUACAUUGCAAUGCCAAUAAACUGUUUACUUCUA
Molecule: messenger RNA, 2709 nt
Organism: Hirundo rustica (Barn swallow)
Lineage: Eukaryota; Metazoa; Chordata; Aves; Passeriformes; Hirundinidae
Gene: MAPK8
Product: mitogen-activated protein kinase 8
Exons: 13
Coding region: 624-1907 (427 amino acids)
Biological process (GO): protein phosphorylation; JNK cascade
Cellular component (GO): nucleus; cytoplasm
Molecular function (GO): ATP binding; JUN kinase activity
Source: RefSeq, a predicted model, not a curated record